Molecule: messenger RNA, 1957 nt
Organism: Effrenium voratum
Lineage: Eukaryota; Dinophyceae; Suessiales; Symbiodiniaceae
Source: the annotation of a GenBank genome assembly
AGCUGUUCCCACACAAAGUGGGUGUCCGGACACAGCCCGUCCCAAUACACGGACCGGCUGUGAAUGGGCGUGCAAGGCUUCCUGCCCAAAAACCACGGGAGUGUUCUCCAGGGCACAGCAGCUCUCGCCCCGCGGCACCAUUUGCAAACUCUUCAAAGCAAUGAGCUAGAGCCAGCCGUGCCCAUUCCGUCCAGCCGUGCGAGCAGCACUGUAGCGCUGGCGGUUGGAGGAGGACUCAGUUUGAGCGCAUUCACUUUCACGCUCGGGCGGAAGUCUCGGCGACCUACUCGAUCUAUCCGCAGGUCAACGGGAACCACUUUGGCUCCAGAGACAGUUCAUGAGGCUCCGUCACCGGAAUCACAGGAAUUGGAUGUGCAAUCCUGCAUUUCUUGUCUCGAACGCAGACAAAGACCGGUUCUGGACGUUCAGUUUCUGUAUGCGACUCCCAUUUUGCGACCUGGCAGCUCAACGGAACGGCUUCCGGCUUUGAGCUGGCAGGAAGAAGCAGCCGCGAUUAGAGAGUCUUUGGGCCUAGAAGACAGAGGUACUUCCGAAGGCAGUUCCACUUCGUAUGCCUUCAGCAGCGGAAACAGCAGGGCUCGAAUGCAGGUAUUUGUUGCAACAGUCAACAUCCUAUCACGGCUCGCAUCUAGCUGCGGUUCUUCAGGCCCCUCUUGGUGGCACAUCGCCGCCCACGGGGACCCCGGCACGGGCCGCCUCAUCCUCGAGGAUGAAGAUGGUGCACCUCAGGUAGUAUCAAUGGCAGCAAAAGCCUUUACUUGCCAAAAGCCGCCUUUGGGCGUUUCAGUGCUGGCGUGCGCUGGUGAGCAGGCUGGUCGGGCGCUCCUUGCUGCUGGUGCCUCCUUUGCCAUAGUCGCUACGGGCCAGCUGCGUGACUCCACUGCCCGGGUCUUUGCUUCUCACUUCUACCGGCGCCUUCACUGUGCUUGCAUGAUAUCUGAGAGCGAAGCGCCCAGUCACGGACCAGGGCUGGCUGUGCGAGUACGUUCGGCUUUCCAAGUAGCCAAAGAGGCGUUGAAGACGUCGGGCAGUGCCGCAGUGCGAGCAGACGCCAAUCAGCUGCUCCUGCUGGAAGGCCCCGGCUUAGCACCUGCAAUACCGUCGAGCUUAUCCAACAGGAGCUGCUCUUCAGCUGCUUCAGUGUGGAUGCCGGUCGCAACGUCUCCAGAGACUGUAGCCCAAGGCUCAGUCAAGAACUUGGCUCCGGAGGAGAUGGAGGAGGGACUGAGCUUCUCUGACUGUGCAGACACCGACACGGACUUUGACUCUCUGAAUACCGAGGAUUGCGUGAGCCUCACGGACGAGAUGGCCUCAACCAUUAGCACUUGUUCUCGGAAGACGCUCCCAGAGGAUUGUGAGGACUUUGUGGGCCGGGGACAAGACCUGCAAAGGUUUCUUCAACUGCUCGGGGCGCCUGGAGGCCGAAGAGUGGUCGUCCUGCAUGGUGCAUGUGGAAUCGGCAAGAGCGCACUGAGUGCUGAGCUCUGCCGCUUUGCCACAGCUCCUGGACGAAGGUUUGCUCCCGCUUGUUCGAUGCUUCAUUUCGGCGAGCAACUGGAAUCACUGGGCUUGGCAAUUGGGGGUCAACGAGAACAGGUCAGAGGCCGGCGACGGCUGGCGUACGUGUCCCUGCAACAUUGUGUCGGCGACUCCGUGCAAGGUGCGGCUACACCUUGUGCUCAUUUGAUGAUUUUUGCAGCGGCUGCUGGGCUGGCUAUGCCCGCAGACGGAGUUGGGCGAACAUGCUUGCUGAUUGAUCGCGCGGAGACAGAAUAUGGGUGGGAAGACCGAUUUGUGCCCGAGCUACUGGACAAGCAUCCGCAGCUGUGCGUGCUGAUCACGAGGCGAUCUCCAUUGUACCGGCUGGAGGGCGAAGGAGGAGACAGAUGGAAGCCGGUGAACGUGGCUUUGGGACCGCUGUCAGACAUGGAGGCAG